AGUAACACUUCAUCCGGUUGUCAAUUUCAUGUGUGAAUUCUUGGGCUUCUGUUUUCAAUGGUUUUACUAAGAAAGCUUCCAUGGAAUUUUCUUGGCUCAUGGACAAGACAAUGUGCACAUCCUUGCCGGAUGAUUCACACGGACUUUGUGUACAUGAAGCGACGAAAGACGGCAGAGGAGAGAAAAGCCCAGAGAAUCAUCGAAUAUUCGCCAAAGAAGAGCAACAAGAUCGUUCUGGAUGGAACUGUGGAUGUCUGGAGGAACAUGACAGUGGCAGAGUUGGCUAAUUCUGCGGAGAAGUCACUGGAACACAUUCAGGAGGUGAUGCUGUACGUUCCAGGCGUUGACGAUCUGGAUUCCGUCACGAGACUUCACGACAUGAAAGUGAUCAAGAACAUUGUGGAGAAGUGCGGCAUGAAGAUGAAGAUUGUGGCUCCUCCGAGCAGUGCUGAAGUGAUUGUCAAGGACAAGGAUGUGUUUCCUCGGCCACCAGCGGCGCCUGAAGACAUGGAAACGCGACAUCCCAUCGUGACUGUCAUGGGUCACGUGGAUCACGGCAAAACCACGCUGCUGGACACACUGAGAGGCGCCUCUGUGGCCGCUGGAGAGGCUGGCGGGAUUACGCAGCACAUCGGAGCGUUUACAGUGGAUCUGGAGAGUGGCGAGAAGGUGACGUUUCUCGACACGCCCGGACACGCUGCCUUCAGCGCGAUGCGCGCUCGCGGGGCGAAUUGCACAGACAUCAUCGUGCUGGUGGUGGCUGGUGAAGAUGGAGUGAUGCAGCAGACGAGGGAAGUGGUUAGUUUGGCUCAGGAGGCAAAAGUUCCCAUGAUUAUUGCCAUCAAUAAGAUCGACAAGCCGGAGGCGAAUGUGGAGCGCACGAAGCAGGGACUAAUGCAGCUGGGAUUGGGACUGGAGGGACACGGAGGUGACAUUCAAGUGGUGCCGAUAUCGGCACUGAAAGGCACGAAUCUCACAGAACUCACGGAAACCAUAAGUGCUCAGGCCACAAUGAUGGGCAUCAAGGCGGACUUCAAGGGCUUCGUGGAGGGCAUCGUGAUUGAGUCGCGUGUGGAUAAAUAUCGUGGCAAACUCUCAACGACAAUCGUGACACGCGGAACUCUGCGCAAGGGUGCGAUUCUGGUCAGUGGAGUGGCAUUUGCCAAAGUCCGCGGGCUGAUUGAUCACACAGGAAAGCCACUGGAGAGUGCGACUCCCGGGACGCCAGUGGAGAUUCUCGGCUGGCGAGAGCUGCCGCUGGCGGGAGAGCAAGUGCUGGAGGUGGAGAAUGAGCAGAAAGCCAACUCUGUGAUACGAUUCCGGAAGGGGAAGGAGAUGAGUGACAAGAUAGAAAAUGAUCGUGAGGCGAUUCUGAAGAAGGAACUAGAACACCUGGAAAAAUACAGAGCUGAGCGCGAUGCGAGGCGAAAGAAGGGCUUCUUCAAGUCUCGACCGGAUGGUCCGCGGCAGAAGGAGAUUCAGGAUGAUCCCACGCCUCGGGUUAAUAUGAUUCUCAAGGGAGAUGUUCACGGAUCUGUCGAGGCGAUCCUCAAUGUGUUGGAUACUUAUGAUGACUUUGAAAACUGUCGUCUCAACAUUGUACAUUAUGGAGUGGGAAAUGUGUCCGAAGGGGAUGUGGAGUUGGCCAAGACAUUCAAUGCCAUUAUCUAUGCCUUCUCUGUGGACUCUUCAGUUGCUGUCAAGAGUCGCGCAUCUGUGCGGGAUUUCAAUGUGAUCUAUCACUUGAUAAAUGACCUGAAGGAGGAGAUCAGCAGUAAAUUGCCAGUUUUGCAAGUGGAGGAAAUCGUUGGGGAGGCGAAUAUUCUGCAAAUCUUCAAGAUCACUGAAGGGAGGAAGGAAGUGACAGUGCUAGGAUGUCGAUGCACCAAAGGAGUUCUCAGGAAGAAAUUCCAGUACAAAAUACUGCGACAAAAUGAGAUCAUCUACACAGGCGGAUUGGAUUCAAUGAGGCAUCUGAAGAAUGAAGUGGAUUCAAUCAAGACCGACACGGAGUGUGGAUUGAAGCCCAAGGAUUUGGCGUGCGAAGUGAAGCCUGGCGAUGUGAUUCAGUGCUUUACACUCAACGACAAGACUCAGACAACAUCCUGGGAUCCUGGAUUCUGAGCAGCGCUCUUUUGUGAUCUCUAGUCAAUAGUUUAGAAGAGUGAGUAGAAUGGCAGAGAGAGAUUCUCGCGGAGGAGAGAAUAUCAUGCCAACUACAUUUUGAAAUUGUGUCAGGGAAGAGGAGAGCGGAGAGUCUCAU
Phlebotomus argentipes is the source of this 2263-nucleotide messenger RNA. RefSeq names its product translation initiation factor IF-2, mitochondrial (gene mIF2). The transcript has 5 exons. Gene Ontology annotation, molecular function: translation initiation factor activity; GTPase activity; GTP binding. Gene Ontology annotation, biological process: translational initiation. The record is from RefSeq and is a predicted model, not a curated record. NCBI's taxonomy places the organism in Eukaryota, Metazoa, Arthropoda, Insecta, Diptera, Psychodidae. The coding region runs from base 58 to 2124 and encodes 688 amino acids.